Messenger RNA from Liolophura sinensis, 2921 nucleotides. Its product is annotated as probable histone deacetylase 1-B. Gene Ontology annotation, molecular function: histone deacetylase activity. The record is from RefSeq and is a predicted model, not a curated record. Gene Ontology annotation, biological process: heterochromatin formation. The transcript has 16 exons. Gene Ontology annotation, cellular component: NuRD complex. The coding region runs from base 60 to 1634 and encodes 524 amino acids. NCBI's taxonomy places the organism in Eukaryota, Metazoa, Mollusca, Polyplacophora, Chitonida, Chitonidae.
CAUAAUCCAGCAGUGCGUACAGAAGCGGCGAAAGUAGCUAAGCGCACAAACUAGAAAUAAUGGCAACACAACCUCACAGCAAGAAACGGAUAUGUUACUACUAUGAUGGUGACAUAGGUAAUUAUUACUAUGGCCAAGGGCAUCCCAUGAAGCCACACAGGAUAAGGAUGACACACAACCUAAUCUUAAAUUAUGGACUGUACAGAAAAAUGGAAAUAUACAGACCACACAAAGCCACACAGGAAGAAAUGACAAAAUUCCACAGCGAUGAUUACAUAAAAUUUUUGCGAAGUAUUCGACCAGACAACAUGUCAGAGUACAACAAACAGAUGCAGAGAUUCAAUGUUGGAGAGGACUGUCCUGUGUUUGAUGGUCUGUAUGAAUUCUGCCAGCUCUCUACUGGAGGAUCAGUAGCUGGAGCUGUCAAACUGAACAAGCAGGCAGCAGAUAUCGCAGUUAACUGGGCAGGAGGCCUCCAUCAUGCCAAGAAGUCUGAGGCCUCAGGUUUCUGUUAUGUCAACGACAUAGUGCUGGCCAUUCUGGAGCUACUCAAAUAUCACCAGAGGGUGCUGUAUGUAGACAUUGACAUUCACCACGGAGAUGGUGUGGAGGAGGCGUUCUACACAACAGACAGGGUGAUGACCAUGUCAUUCCACAAAUACGGCGAGUACUUCCCUGGUACUGGUGAUCUCAGGGAUAUUGGGGCAGGGAAAGGAAAAUACUACGCUGUAAACUUUCCCCUGAGAGACGGCAUAGAUGAUGAUUCUUACGAGUCAAUAUUCAAGCCAGUAAUGACAAAAGUCAUGGAGAUGUAUCAACCCAGUGCUAUAGUAUUGCAGUGCGGAGCAGAUUCCCUGUCUGGGGACAGACUGGGCUGUUUUAAUCUCACGCUCAAAGGGCAUGGUAAGUGUGUGGAGUUCAUGAAGAAGUGGAACCUGCCAUUGUUGUUGUUGGGAGGCGGUGGCUACACGAUCCGUAACGUUGCCCGGUGCUGGACGUACGAGACCUCAAUAGCCUUAGGAGUAGAUAUAGCCAACGAGCUUCCAUAUAAUGAUUACUUUGAGUACUAUGGACCAGACUUCAAGCUCCACAUUAGUCCUUCAAACAUGGCCAAUCAGAACACACAAGAAUAUUUGGAAAAGUUAAAAACUCGUCUGUUCGAGAACCUAAGGAUGUUACCACAUGCUCCCGGUGUACAAAUGCAAGCUAUUCCAGAUGAUGCCAUACACGAGGACAGUGAGAAGGAAGAGAAGGAGAAUGCAGAAGAGAGAAUCUCCAUUCGAGCAAGUGACAAGAGGAUAGCGUGUGAGGAAGAAUUCUCUGACAGUGAGGACGAGGGAGAGGGCGGACGUAAGGACAGGCAGACAUACAAGCACAAGACAAAGAGACCACGGACAGAGGAAGGGGAGAAGAAAGAAGCAGACAAAGACAAGGACGAGAAGAAAGAGCCUAAGAAAGAACCCAUGGAGGACUCUGGCAAAGAAUCCAAACCAGUUGAGAAGAGUGCUGAGGAGAAACCAACAGAUGCUCCAGAAAAGAAAGAAUCAGCAGUAACACCCAAGCCUGAAACAGCAGCUCCUGAUACAACAGAGGAGAGCAAAAAACCUGAUGAAGAGACAAAGAUGGAGCAUUAAUCAGGGACAUAAGUAAUGUCCACCUUCUUUAUUCACAGUCAAAGAUGUCCUCAUGAGCAGUGAACUCCAGCUGAAAGCAGGAUAAAACAAGGGCAGAUAACUCCUUAAGAAGUGUGCACUGCAGUCGGUUUUAGAGCCAGACACCUUUGAUCUGAACUGCUAGCACUCAUAAUAUUUAUUGACAUUUCUUGCCCCUCUAUUUUAGAAUGAAUUCACCCAGAUGUCAUUUUCCUACAAGGUUUUGAAUUAUAUUCCAUGGAUUAACCACCAAAUGAACACGGAAUAAACUCUCCCUUUUUCCAUGGUCUUUUUUCUGAUUCUUCAGGAUCUCAACUUGAUUUGGUUUUGUCUACUACAGCAAAAACAUGAUGUUCAGAAAUUUUCCAUAGGUAGGCAAGUGCCUUACAGAGACAGAAAGGAUUGUCACCAGCUCAUUUUGUAUUUUCAACGUUUUUAAAUUUCAUUUUCUCCCACUGUUUUGAAUCCAUUUUUAUAUCAUUGCAUGUCAUAUGCAAGUAAAAAGAUAUACCCACGGUCAUAUCAACAUUGUAUAUAUAUAUAUAUCUUGCGAUGAAACAUAGACCUCUAAAGACACUAUUAUUUCUCAUUAAGUGUUUGUGAGGGCCUGCCAAACAAUAUGACAUGAUGAUUUAACUGUAAUGCAACUAGAUUGUGUAAUUAUAGCAUUGCAUGUAGUCUGUGCAUUUGUAUGUAGAACGUGUGCCUCGGCAUUGUCAUCCAAUAAAAUAUUUCAUCAUACUCAUUUGUAUUGGUCUGUAUUUUAAUUCGUAUGGUAAUGAUCGAGGGCUUUCAGUGGUUUAAGGUGUGAUGUAUUAAAGACUGCAAUUCGUUAAGUCUAUCUGUUAAUGUUUCGCUCAGCUGCUGAGUUGUAAUUUGGUGUUCUACCACGCGUGUGAUUGAUUUGUAUUGAAUGGUGCGCUGAAGAGUUUUUCACUUGCAUGUGUAUGGUGGAGAGUUGGGUUUGCGUAGGAAACAGGUCGACUCCUCAAAGCCAUUUUCACUUGUAUGUGUAUGGUGGGGCAUUGGGUUUGUGUGGGAAACGGGCCUACUCCACAAAGCCAUUUUCACUUGCAUAUGUAUGGUGGGGCAUUGGGUUUGUGUGGGAAACGGGCCGACUCCACAAAGCCAUUUUCACUUGCAUAUGUGUGGUGGGGCAUUGGGUUUGUGCAGGAAAAGGGGCAGUUCCACAAAGCCAUUUCUGACUUAAAUCAACAUUUGAAGCCUCUUUACAACGUGUAUAUGUAGUUUUUUCAUUUUGGCAGUAGA